Molecule: messenger RNA, 968 nt
Organism: Solanum tuberosum (potato)
Lineage: Eukaryota; Viridiplantae; Streptophyta; Magnoliopsida; Solanales; Solanaceae
Product: STS14 protein
Exons: 1
Coding region: 335-880 (181 amino acids)
Source: RefSeq, a predicted model, not a curated record
AGAGCACCAUGUCGGUUGUGUUAUUAGCCUAUUCAUCUAACUUUUUUUGUUUUUGAUAUCUAAUAUCAUACGUGGUUUAUUAUGUUUAGAUAACUGCAUCCUAUUUUUACUGUUUAUUGAAUUUAUACUCUGCAUUGCUAUGCUAUUAGCUGUUAUAUUUUUCUUUUAAUUACUAUUUUGAUUUGCUAAAACCUGAUAAUCUUUCGAAAACAAGAUAUCUACCUAGGAGAGAGAGUGAUAAAAUUAUGGUUUUGGCAAAACUAUCAUUCACACCCCACCUAUUAUAUAUAUAUAUGAUGAAGAAAAGAAAAGAGAGUUGAAAGUAAGAAACAAAAUGACCAACUUAUUGUUCCUCCAAUUCCUCCUAUUAACCACUGCUUCAUCCUUAACUCACAUCUCUGCACAGACAGUUCCACCACCACCACCGCCGACAUCCGCCGCAACUCCACCGUCCCGCGCGGCGCAAGAAUUCUUGGAUGCACAUAACAAGGCAAGAAGUGAAGUGGGUGUAGGCCCUUUGACAUGGAGUCCAAUGUUAGCCAAAGAAACUAGCCUUCUUGUUCGUUACCAAAGGGACAAACAAAAUUGCAGCUUUGCAAAUUUAAGUAAUGGCAAAUAUGGUGGCAAUCAAUUAUGGGCUAGUGGUACCGUGGUGAUCCCACGAAUGGCUGUCGAUUCUUGGGUUGCUGAGAAGAAAUUUUAUAACUAUGAAAAUAAUUCAUGUACAGGGGAUGAUAAGUGUGGAGUUUAUACACAAGUUGUUUGGAAGAAAUCGACAGAAUUGGGCUGUGCGCAAGCUACUUGUUCGAAAGGACCUGCUACUCUUACUGUAUGUUUUUAUAAUCCACCUGGAAAUGUAAUUGGGGAGAAACCUUAUUGAUGUGUGAUUUUACAUGAUUUGUAAGGUAACUUUUGUGUUUUCAAGUUUGUAGCUUAUAAUAAAAAGUUACUCUGUUCAUUUGCUGCUA